Symbiodinium sp. CCMP2456 is the source of this 2679-nucleotide messenger RNA. The record is from the annotation of a GenBank genome assembly. NCBI's taxonomy places the organism in Eukaryota, Dinophyceae, Suessiales, Symbiodiniaceae.
AUGUAUGGCCCGCUCACCCCUGGUCUGCGCUCACAGGCUUCUGUGAGUCCGGUCCAUGUGCUGCCAAAGUUGCAAGCACAUCCGAGCCUUGCAGGAAUUGGGAAACCAGGGAUUCUGGCUGCCGCCGCGCUGACGGCAGCACGAGGUUUGGGUUUAGGCCUCCCGAGCCGCAGGAGGUCGUUGCGAGGCUUUCGGGUCAUCGCCUUAGCCGCCGCUGCCUCUGACUGGGAAUCCGACGGAUCAGGGCAGGAUGCGCCCGUCGAUUUCCCAGACUUGAACCUCUGCAUGGUCAUGGCCGGAUUUUCCUUCGAUUCGUACACGGAGAUCGACCGUGCACAAGGGGUUUGGGUGUCCGCCGGUGACAGCACCCGCACCGGCUUGGAGGGGGUGCAGGUCGUGCUCCUGUCCACUCGUUUCGUCCGCGAUGCCUUCAGCGGGAUUCUGCGUGUUCGAGUGUUAAGUGCAGAAGGCCUGCGCAACGUGGCGAUGGCCGGGGCGGUCACGGUUUUCUUUCGCACAACUUCUGGUUCAUCAGCUGGUGGUCUGCGAGGCUUUCAGCGAAACCGGGUAAGACGCGGAGUUCUCAGUGGUCUAGCUCAGUGGCUGGAUGAGGACGACUCGGUUUUUCUUUAUGUGCCGAAAGGUGCGUUUGCCGGGUCUCAGUGCGAGACUGAAGAGGACAGCAAAGAGGACCCUUGCCUGCAUGUGGAGGUGCACACCCGCAGCCUGCUGGAUAACAGCACCAUUGCCGUGAUAGGCCGGGCAUCCAUUCCUAUGUCCGACUGGUCAGCGUCGAAGAAGCUCAAAGAAUUAUGCGUGGAACUCGAGCUGCCGAAGGACCUCAGGAAGGAUGUAGAGGAAGACGGGAAGGAACGGCCUCCGUCCCGCGUGCGGCUGCAGCUCGAGUACGAUGCCUUCGAUCUGCUUGAGGAUUCCGCCAACAGCACCGGUGCCGAUGAGCAGCUCGAUGACGUCACGCCUGAGGCCCGGGCACGGCGACAAAGGUUCGGAAGCAACGUGCCGGCCGAGGUGCGUCUGCCCGACGUUCAGCGCUUGAGUGAGCAUCAGCUGCAGGCCGCUCUUCGAGGUAGAGGUUUGCCCUGGCUUGGCGAAGGACGUGAAGCUCUGGAGAAACGCCUGCAGAAGUCCAUAGCGGCCGAGAAAGCCGUGUACGACUCUGGAAGUUGGUGGAGCACCGUUGAGAAUUUCCUCGGCACAGACCGCAAGGCGCAGCUCGAGGGAGCCAUGGGUGCUGCCGCGACUGCGGCAGAGACUUUGUCAGGAGACUUCUUUGCCGCAGUGGGUGCGGGCAUCAUGUCUGGAGCUGGGGAGAUUGCGGGAUUCGACGAGUUGAUGAAGGGUGACUUUGCCGGUGCGAUGGAGAAGCGCAAAGAUGUUUGGCAGGCAGCAAGCUCUGAAGACGGCCGCGCGGCCUUGAGGCAGAAGGCGGACGUGGCUAUGAAGCGGGCGAAGCAGCAGGCCAUGAUCCGAUUGGCGCAGGGGAUGGAGCUCAUGUCGGUCCGCAAGGGAGCUUGGAGGAUGCUCGAACAGGCUGUGAUGGAUGAAGGGGCCGCUGGUAGCACGUCUUUUGCCGACUACGAGCAGUUAGCCUAUCUCGAAGCGGGCAGCACUAACACCGAGUGCUGGGUCUGGCGCCUCCUCGCCGGCAAGCGAAUCGUCGUCGCCUUCCGUGGCACCUGCGACUUUGGGGAUGUUCUCACCGACAUUGCGGCCAUACCUCGAGAGAUCGGAGACCUGGGCAAGGUGCAUGAAGGCUUCUCUCGCGCCUAUGACUCCGUGCGGGAGGCUCUACACGCAGUCUUAGCCAGGGGAUGUCUCGGAGAUGGCGAAGGAUGGGAGGUGAUUUUCACGGGGCAUUCACUUGGCGGCGCCUUGGCCACCUUGGCUUCCCUCGACGUGUCACGCACCAUCCGCGGAUUACCCGCUGACUUCGGCAGCGCAGGUGAAGUCGGGAAGAUUCUGCCUACUCCUCUCAGGGGCGCUGAGAUCAUCGCGUGCACAUUUGGAGCACCGCGAGUUGGCAGCGCUCGUGUGGCGGCUGCUUACGAUGAAUCCGUGCCAAGAGCCUGGCGCAUCUUCAGUACAUCCGACGUGGUGCCGACUGUACCGCCUACAAGUCUCUGGGGCUUCCGCCAUGCCGGAAUCGGUGUGCAGCUGGACCCACAAAAAAGCGAACUUAUUGUUCGCGGUCGCACGGCCGGGCUGCAGGAGGCCGCUCUCGAAGAGGCCGAGGCAGCGAAGUCCGAGACAGAGGAGGAGGGCGGCUCCUCCUUGAUGCUCUCCUUCCAAAGCGACAUUUGGAGCUCCUUUGAUGAGGCAGAGCUGGCCGAGCUCAGGCGAGUGAUUGGUACUGGAACCACCGCCGUUGGCGAACACAUGGAGGUUGAGAUUUGCGCGGAGCGGCGAGCUUCCAGGGGAGUGGGCAUGGCAAUCGCAGCCUCCAACACCUGCAACCCGUCCGACAAAGCAGAGACCGAAAGGGAGGCUGAGGCGGCCCAGGCUCCGGCCUGGAGCAGCCUCUCUCUCGAAGACCGGCAGAGAUUUGGCUUGGACGGCCGGGCGCUCAGCGGCUCGGCAUGGCUCAGCAUGGCUCAGCCACGCUCUCCUCGGAUGGAAGCCGCGGAGCUGAAUCCUCAUCUGCCAACGGCAUCGCACUGA